Phytophthora sojae is the source of this 1659-nucleotide messenger RNA. RefSeq lists its product as hypothetical. The record is from RefSeq and is a predicted model, not a curated record. The coding region runs from base 1 to 1659 and encodes 552 amino acids. The transcript has a single exon. Lineage: Eukaryota; Oomycota; Peronosporomycetes; Peronosporales; Peronosporaceae.
AUGCGAGCGCUGGCAUUGGGGUCGCUCCUCCUCACCUUGGUAUCUGCCAGCAAUCCACCCACCGUCAACAUCAAGAACGGGUCCUACUACGGCGUCUACCAGGAAACCUACAACCAAGACCUCUUCCUCGGCAUGCCCUACGCACAGCCCCCUAUCGGAGACCUCCGCUUCCGCGUCCCGCAGUCUCUCAAUACGACGUGGACGGAUGCCAAGAACGCGACCGCGUAUUCCCCCGAGUGCUACGGCUACGGCAGCGACCAGUGGGUGUUGGGCAACGUGAUCUCGGAAGACUGUUUGACGAUCAAUGUCGUUCGCCCCAGCAACGUCUCGGAGGGGGAUGAUCUACCUGUCGGUGUGUGGAUUCAUGGUGGGGGAUUCUACGAAGGUGGCUCGCGCGACCCUCGCUACAACUUGUCGUACAUUGUGAAGGAGGCUGCGGAAGCGGGCAUGCCGUUCAUCGGAGUUAGCUUCAACUAUCGUCUCCAGGCCUUCGGCUUCUUGUGGGGCACUGCGGUCAAAGAGGCUGGCGUGACGAACUUGGGCUUCCGGGACCAGCGCUUGGCGCUGCACUGGGUACAGGAGAACAUCGCCGCAUUCGGUGGUGACACAAGCAAAGUCACGAUCUGGGGCGAGAGCGCAGGAGGCCGAGGAGUCUCGUACCAACUCAUCGCCUAUGGCGGUCGUGACGAUGGGCUGUUCCGCGGUGCUGUGAUGCAGUCGGGAUCGCCUGUCAAGUACAUCCCUGGGGCGUACACGAACGCGUCCGAUUGGGACGUCUACUACAACAACAUCACCGCGGCAGCAAACUGCAGCGCUGCAGCUGGCACGCUAGACUGUCUUCGCCAAGUGCCCGUGGAGACGCUGUCAGCCAUUCUGAACAGCUCGGUGGCCUCCUCAGCGUCAUGGGGCCCGGCGGUUGACGGCGACUACAUCCAGGACACCGGCCCCGCCCUGCUGAGCGAAGGAAAGUUCGUCCGCGUGCCGAUACUUCUCGGCACCAACAACGACGAAGGAACGGCGUUCGGCAAGACGGGCAUCGACACGACCGACGAGUUCGUCGAGUAUCUGGUGAAGACGAAAGGCUACGGCCAGGACGAAGCGAACCUCCUGCUCGAAAUGUACCCGGACAUCCCCGAGAUCGGCAUUCCCGGCACUCUCCACGGCCGUCCUGCGGUGAGCUCUACCUACGGCGCCAUGUACAAGCGGGUGUCGGCCUACGCCGGAGACAGCACCAUGCACGCCCCACGCCGCUUUAUGUCGCAGGUGUGGGCGCGCAACAACAUCACCAGCUACAGCUACCUCUUCAACGUGCUGCCCGCUGGCAUCUCGCAGUAUCUCGGCUCGACGCACUUCCAGGAGGUCGCGUUCGUCUUCUACAACUUGCUCGGAGACGGCUACAACAACUCGGUGGCCACGGACCCGUUCCUGGGCAAGCCCGACAGCUUCAAGCAGCUCGCCAAAGUGAUGACCCGCAUGUGGGCCAGCUUCAUCGUGGACCUGACGCCCAACAACAACGGCGUGACCGACGUCCAAUGGCCACAGUACUCGCUGGACGACCCGCAGAACAUCGUGUUCGACGCCAACGUGACGGACCUCGCCUACAUUGAGACGGACGUGUUCCGCGCCGAAGCGAUUGCGCACAUGAUCAACAGCGCGUAG